AUGGCAGCGAAAAAACGAAGGGGAAAUACUGAUGCUGUUACUCCAGGAGUGGAUAUGCUUGAAGAAACAACCUCAGUAUUAUUAUCUGUAGGAGAUUCUCUCCCAGAAACAAAAACAAUUUUGUCAUCGAAGCCCCACAUAUCUUGUGAAAAGAAGAACAAUAUAGAAGAAAGUUUAAAAGAAUUGAGGACAUAUGUAAAAUCAAUAACAGAAAAUAUACUUACCUAUGAUACAGAAGAUCAAGAGAAGAAUGCUAAAGUUAUGUUUGCUAUAACAACUUAUCUAAAAACUAUUUUAGAUUUUAAAGAUUAUUCUCAUUCUGUUAAUUUCCGUGCUAUUAUCAACAGUGCUGUUUAUUUUCUCAUUGAUCACCCGACGAAUACAAUAGAUGCAAAACUUAAAAAUCAUAUAGCAUUACUUAGUUUACGCUUCAUGGAACUCACUGAUUUUGAUGAAAAUGAAGUUUAUAUUGGAUCUAUAACUCUUAUUUAUUUUCUUGAUUUAACUUUAGCUAACAUUGAGGGUGAGAAAGGAGUUCGUAAAGUUGAUAUAAAACAUGUUUGGUCUAUGCAUAAAUUUUUGGAAGGUAUAAAUCUUUUAGAUCCAACUCAUAAAAAUCUUGUUGAUAAACUUAUGUUGACCGUCUCAAAUCAAAAUUAUAUAAAAUUUAAAGAAGGUCAUAAUAUCAUUGGUCACUUAAUGAGUAGAAAUGUAGCAUUUGUUAAGAAAAUUCAUGAUAUAAUUUUGAAUUUUGCACCUAAGCUGAAUAAACAAGUUGCUUCUGGCUAUGGAGAUGCUUAUUUUAUUGCUUGGACUAUGGCAAAAGAAGAUAAUAUAAGAGAGGAAAUUGAAAGUAGUAUUCAGGAUAUAAUGUUAAAAGUUAUAAAAAUAAGCCGUGGAACUCUUGAUUUACCAAAAGCUGGUGCCAGUGGAUUAUCUAUUCUUUCAGUUUUACAUCAGUCUAGAAGAUUGAAGAAAUUUAGUGAUGUCAUAAAUAGACUUUAUACUCCAAUCCUAUGGAGGGCACUCAAAAGUAAUGAUCCCUGGGAAAGAUGCAAUGCAGCUCAGGUGUUCCUAGAUGUGUUUCCAUUAGAAAUUCCCUACCUAUCAGAACCAGAUAAUGCUAAUUAUAUGGAUCGUCAAAUAAAAGAAAUACAAGACUUGCUUUUAGAUGAAUCUCAUUUUGUCCGUGUUAUUACUAUAAAGGGAGUGUGCGCUCAUUUGACAAAGAGUUUGGAAUUAUUUUCUGUCACACAUGUAAGGGCGAUAAUGAAAGUACUUUUGGAAGAUUUGGCAAAUGAUGGAUCAACUUACCUUGUACGCAAAGCUGUUUUCGAAGGUCUCGAGAUGAUGGUUAAUGGUUCACCAGGUACUGCUGAAGAACCAAAUAUGGGAUCAGCAGCUGUUUUGGAACCAUUGUUGCCAUUAAUGUAUCUCUCAAUUCAUGAUGAAAAUGAAAAAGUAAGGAAAGCAGUUGUCAAACUGCUUCUGAAAAUAAAAGAAAAAUCAGCUAACAUACGACUUCGUUAUUGGGAAGUUGUUCCUCUGAAACAUCUUGUAGUAAGAUUAGCUCAUGAAGGACCAGUCGUUGGUGAACUUAUUGUAAAAUUAAUUAUGAGUGAGUUUUAUACUAGAGGACAAGGCACUGAUAAAACAAUCAAUCGAUUAAUUCGCCUGAUGAGCUGGAACCUCACAGCCAUAAAAAAAUUAUUUCAUUAUUCGAAGGCUAUUCUUUCUGUCGAACAAGCUUUCUUGAUAAUCAUUACGAUAAUUGGUAUAAUAAGGAAGAAAUUGAGAGAACAUUUAGAUACUGAGUGUGAUGUUGAAAAUGAAAACAAAAAGGAGAGUACCACAAGGAAGAAGAAGAGAAAAGGUUCACUUGAAGAUAUUUCCAACAGAACUUUAGAAAAAGAAAAAUCAUCUGAGGGUGAAACUUCUUCAUCUUCCUCUUCUCCUCCAGAAAGAACCCCUCAUGAAAUAAAUGCUGACUUUCUGGAAAACCACAGAUUCAUUGCAGGUCUUAUCAAUGGUGCUACUGUGUUGUGGGUAUCAUUUAGAAAUGAAAUUGGCCAAAAUGAGAAAUAUCUAGACAAUUUGUAUUCAUUAGCCUGUAAUGCGGUUCCGUUGUUUCUUAAACACUAUAAGGGUACAUGUGUUUAUUAUGCUACUGUAAGCUUUGCAUCAUUGAUUCCUAUAUCCAAACUGAAGGGGGUGUCAACUGUAAGCAGUGCCUGUAUUUCUGAAUUAAAAGAGAUAACAGAUACUACUGAUGUCUCUAAAGUCCAAUGUCUCAUAUAUUCACUAUGCUCGUGGUACAGAGGACAUGAUGUCCUUGAUUUAGCAUCAGAGUGGUUAAAUUAUGCUUUUAGAGAACAAAACCUCAAUAAUUCUGCCAUGCCAGUUAAAACAGGCCAGAAACCAGCCAAGGUCCGUUUUUUACAGACCGAAGGGAAACCAAUGUUAUCGUUGAAGCUUUUAGAUGUUCUUUUCUCUGAUGUGCUCAAUGAAACAAGGAUUGUGUGCAAACAUUAUGAACAACUUUAUGACUUUUAUUUAUUUCUUGAAAGAAUUGUGGUAAUCAUUGAAAGAAAGGUCCUGGGAGGAGAAAAUUUCAAACCAGAAACCCAAUUGACUGACGAGUUUCUGUUGAAGGCCUACACCCGUUAUUUGCGUCUUAUGCAUACCCUUCACAGACCUGAACCACCUCCAGAAGUAAACGAUUCAGUUCCACCUUUCAGUUCUAUCACUACUUCUCUUCAAGCAAUCGACUGGGCAUCUAAUGUAUUAUACAAACACAUUCCGUCUGAUGGGGGAACUGGUUCACCACCUUUAGUUGCAAGUUGCUGCCUAUCCGUACUGAAAGAAGCAACAAUUGGGAUAGCUUUGGGUAAUACCGAUCAAAAUCAUUGUAAAUCUGUUGCAUUAUUUGCAUCAGACUUAUUGUCAUUUGAUUGUGUUUGGUUCAUUGAGGAAGUAAUACAUACAAUUAAAGUCCUUACAGACUAUUCACUUGAUGAAACUCCAAAUGAUGACUGGCUUUUAAUAAAAAAUAUGAUACCAUGUUUAUUAGAGAAAUCAUUAAAAGUUAUGUCUAUGUUAGAGGUUACCCCAUCAUCUGCGAAACUGCAUUUUAAAGACUUAACAGCUAUGAAGCAUGCAUUGUUUACCUUCCCGAAGACACUUAUAUCAUUGUACGGAGUCAAGCACCCACAGUUUGAUGAUGCAUUUAGAAUGUAUAUCAAUGCAUGCGUACAAAUUGUCAUGCAAGAGAUUUACAAGGAAGAUGAACUUAUCAGAUGUAAAACAUUUGAUGAACAACCAUAUUUUGUUUCCCUUAUUCUCAAAUACAUCAUAGUAGUUCCAUCCUUAAUGAAACACCUGUUGCCUGCUAUUUUGUUUUAUAUGAACUUAUAUCAUGAGGAAGGAUAUAAAUUAUUAGGCUGUUUAAGUCUCAUGUUUACUGUAGUACAUGCAUCUAAGACUAGGCUUGAUGGACUUGAGCUGGAAGUAGUCCUUCAAGAAGCAUAUAAGAUUUUAUCAAGCUAUAAGGAAAAGGAAAAAACAAAAGCUUCAGAAGGAGAGGAUAGUAACUUUUCAACUUCAAGUAUUAACAUAGAUGUCAUAAAAGUUGGGGAGACCCUUUUAGAAGAAUUGAGUAGUCAUCUACAUUGUUCAUUAAUUAAACCCCUGUCUGCAUCUGCUACACCAGUUGUGCAAAUUGGAACACCCAUCAGAUCUACACCAGUUGUGGAAAAUGUCACUCCAGUGACAACAAGAAGUGAUUCGACAUCCUCUAGAUCUUCUUCCAACUCCUUAUCUGGCAAAAGGGUAAAACCAGUUGAUCAACUCAACUCCAAAUCAGCAUCUAAAUUGAGCACAAUACCCACAUCUAAAUUGUCCACUCCGGCUUCUAAGUCAAGUACUAUGAAAAGUGAUGAUGGUGUAUUUUUAGUUCCAUUAGCACCUGUUUCAGCUUCAAAAAGUAGAUCAACUCUCUCAAAAUCAAGUUUAAUGUCUGAAAAUAAUUCUACUUCAUCUUCUAAGGCUCCUUCAACGCCUAAUUCAUCAGAUUAUAGUUUAAAUGUAGAUUCCAUUUUCACACCAUCCCCGAAGCAUAUUUUAGCUUCAAUAAAUAAUAUGAAUUCAACUCCAUCAUCCAAAUCGGUAUCAACUCCAUCAUCCAAAUCAGUUUCAACUCCAUCAUCCAAAUCGGUAUCAACUCCAUCAUCAAGGUGUACUCCUGUCCUUAAAGCUAACUCAAACAAGAACAAAAUAGAAACAAAAAAAAAUUCUGCAGGAAGCUGA
Messenger RNA from Nezara viridula (southern green stink bug), 4305 nucleotides. The record is from the annotation of a GenBank genome assembly. Lineage: Eukaryota; Metazoa; Arthropoda; Insecta; Hemiptera; Pentatomidae.